This is a messenger RNA of Acanthosepion pharaonis, 1095 nucleotides long. The record is from the annotation of a GenBank genome assembly. NCBI's taxonomy places the organism in Eukaryota, Metazoa, Mollusca, Cephalopoda, Sepiida, Sepiidae.
AUGCUUGCUGAUAUUUUCCCUUUCUUUCUUUUUUUUCUUUCUUUCUUUCUUUCUUUCUUUCUUUCUUUCUUUCUUUCUUUCUUUCUUAUUCAUUGUUUCUUUCUUUUUUCAUUUCAAAUAUUUUCUUUUCUUUCUUUCUCUCUGUGUUUCAUUAUGUUUUCUUUCAUUCUUUCUUUCCUUCUUUCUUUCUGCCCUUCUUUCUUUCUUUUUUCUUUCCUUCCUUCUUUCUUUCUUUCCUUCAUUCUUUCUUUCCUUCUUCCUUUCUUUCUUUCUUUCUUUCUUUUUUCUUUCUUUCCUUCUUUCUUUCCUUCUUUCUUUCUUUCUCUUAAUGCUUCAGUUGUUAUCUUUUCUUUCUUUCGUUUUUUUCUUUUCUUUCUUUCUUAUUGUUUUUCCUUCUUUAAUUUCUUUAUUUCUUUCUUCUUUCCUCCUUUGUCCUUUUCAUUCUCCUCGAUUAACGCCAACUAUGUUUGUUUUUCUUUCUUCCUCUUUUCUUUCUUCAGGUUUCAAUCAACGUUUUUUUUUUUUGUUUUUUUUUUGACUUUACAUGAUAUUUUCCUUUCGCAGCAGGAGCAGCAGCAGCUUUGGCUAAACAAAACAUACCUUCGCUUCUUUCUUGUUUUCGUUCGUUCUUCUUUCUUUCUUUCUUUCUUUCUUUCUUUCUUUCUUUCUUUUCUUCUUUCUUUCUUUCUUUCUUCCUUUCUUUCACCUGAUACCUUUUAUUUCUUUUUUCUAUCUAUCUAUCUAUCUAUCUAUCUAUCUAUGUAUUUUUUCGUUUCUUUCUUCCUUCAUUCAUACCUUCUCCUUCCUUUAUUCCUUCCUUCCUUCCUUUUUAUUCUUUCCUUGUCUAUUUUCCUUUCCUCUCUUUCUUUAAUCGUUCCAGUUUUUCGUUUCUUCCUUCCUUCAUUCAUACCUUCUCCUUCCUUUCUUCCUUCCUACCUUCCUUCCUUCCUUCUUUUCUUUCCUUUCUCCCUUCAAUCUUUCGUUCUUCAUUUCUUCCUGCUUGUAUCAUAUUCUUUCUUUCUUUCUUUCUUUCUUUCUUUCUUUCUUUCUUCAUUCAUUCAUUGUACUCCUUUGCUUCCUACCUUCAUGCAUUAA